This is a messenger RNA of Nematolebias whitei (Rio pearlfish), 2144 nucleotides long. RefSeq names its product TOM1-like protein 2 (gene tom1l2a). Gene Ontology annotation, molecular function: clathrin binding; phosphatidylinositol binding; ubiquitin binding. The record is from RefSeq and is a predicted model, not a curated record. Gene Ontology annotation, cellular component: endosome; membrane. Gene Ontology annotation, biological process: signal transduction. The transcript has 16 exons. NCBI's taxonomy places the organism in Eukaryota, Metazoa, Chordata, Actinopteri, Cyprinodontiformes, Rivulidae. The coding region runs from base 67 to 1686 and encodes 539 amino acids.
UAGGGUGUACCGCCUCCGGGCCUCAGUCUGCCUCUGUCAAUUCCUAGCGGAUCGUUUGUUGUCAAAAUGGAGUUUUUACUUGGAAAUCCUUACAGCACUCCCGUGGGACAAUGUGUAGAGAGAGCCACAGAUGGAGGGUUACAGAGUGAAGACUGGACCCUCAACAUGGAGAUCUGCGAUAUCAUAAAUGAAACGGAUGAGGGGCCAAAGGAUGCCAUGCGGGCGCUGAAGAAGAGACUGAGUGGGAACAAGAACUACAGAGAGGUUAUGCUGGCACUAACGGUAUUGGAGACCUGUGUGAAGAACUGUGGUCACAGGUUCCACGUCCAGGUGGCCAACAAAGACUUCAUUGAUGGCAUUCUCGUCAAAAUCAUCUCCCCCAAAGCCAAUCCUCCUACAAUCGUGCAAGACAAAGUGUUGUCUCUCAUACAAUCCUGGGCAGACGCCUUCAGAAGUAGUCCUGAUCUAACUGGCGUAGUCCACACCUACGAGGAGCUGAAGAGGAAAGGCGUUGAGUUCCCGAUGGCUGACCUGGAUGCCUUGUCUCCCAUUCACACGCCACAAAGAGGUACACCAGAAGUAGACCCAGCCUUGUUAAAGUACCUCGCUCCUGCCUCAUCUGCUGCUGCUACUCCUAAGCCUGGCCCACCCACUCCCGCUGCCACACCGGCCUCCAGCAUCCCUAACCCCAUUACAGCGACCCCCGAGCAGAUUGCCCGUCUGCGGAGUGAGCUGGACGUCGUGAGAGGAAACGUUAAAGUCAUGUCAGAGAUGCUAACUGAGAUGGUUCCUGGUCAGGAAGAUGCGUCUGAUUUAGAACUGCUCCAGGAGCUGAACAGGACGUGCCGGGCCAUGCAGCAGAGAGUGGUCGAGCUGAUUUCGCGCAUUUCCAACGAGGAGGUGACGGAGGAGCUGUUACACGUCAACGAUGAUCUCAACAAUGUUUUUCUUCGUUACGAGAGGUAUGAGAGGUACAGGUCAGGAAGGGCUGCACAGAACAAUGGGAUGUUAACUGAGGCCACAGAAGACAACCUCAUAGAUCUGGGCCCAGGAUCGCCUGCUGUAGUCUCACCCAGGGUCACGUCCAGCCCCCCGCCCAGCUCUGCUGCGGGGGCCACGGCUUCCCCAGCCCGCAGCUCUGCUACUACCUCUCUCUCCACUGCACUGGCUAGUCUUGAUGUAGGUUCAGACAGUGUAAGCGGCACUCUGUCGUCUCUGUCGACACACAACAAGGACGACUUUGACAUGUUUGCUCAGACCAGGAGCAGCUCUCUGGCUGAACAACGUAAAAAUGUAAAGUAUGAAGACCCUCACGCUCUGGGUGGCCUAGCUUCUGCUUUAGAUGUUAGACAACAGAACGCAACCGGGCUGAGGGUUAAAGGGGAUGAAAACCCAGCAGAUCAGGAGCUGCCCAUAGACAGCUGGCUUAUUACCCAAGGAAUGAUCCCCGUAUCGCAGUCCUCUGUCAUGGAUGACAUAGAGGAGUGGCUGUGUGCUGACGUGAAGGGAGAUGGCUCUGAGGAAGGGGUAACCAGUGAAGACUUCGAUAAGUUCUUGGAAGAGCGAGUCAAGGCAGCAGACACUCUGCCAUCUCCGCCCGGAGCUGCCACUGCUCACCCCGCUCGUGCCUCCAGUGGUUCCCAAAAGAAGGCCGAACGGUCGGAGGAUGCCCUCUUCGCCUUGUAGACCGACCUCUCCAUCAGGGCGUCUCUAACGGUUGUGCUAAGCAGUUCCCCUCCAGAACGGUCGUGUUUCAUCGUCGACUGGAAGUGGUGUAGCAAGUGAUCUCCAUCUCCUUGUUCUCUUCUUGCCCCUGUCACUCAAACCCACAGAGGUCCAAAAUGUUUACCGCACACGUUGCUGUGUUGCGUUUUACUAUAAAUGGAUGUAAUAAUCUGUAACGUGGGAUGUACUACUCGCAGCCCUGCAGCUCAUUUGUAACACAAAUGUUGACAGCCUCAUGUGGUUUAAGAAUGUGGUAUAUUACUGCAAGAUGAAUGGGGGAAAUUUAACUGUCCAUGCUUAGACUUGUAUAGAAGCAUUCAGCUAAAGUGAUCUUUUUUUUUAUUUGCAUUUUUACUACAUUCACCUAAUUAUUUAUGCAUUUAUUAUUCUAAUAGUUUAUUCUGAUUAUGUACUAAAGU